AUGCGCACACGUCUAUCUGAUGACCUUCAGAAAAUUGAUGACCCUCGCAAGACUGCAGUGAUCAAUAAUAAGCUAAAUAGACUGAACAUUGAAACGGACUUCCGGACAGUGGAAGAACAAUACACAUUCUUCUGGCAGGUGAGAGGAGUCGAUGAAUGCAGGGAACACUUAAUUGGAUUCCUUGUCAAGAACACCCUACUCCGUAUGAUUGAAACUCUAGCAGGUGGCACAGAGAGACGUCUCAUUCCUCGCCAUAUGAAGAUCCAUUUCUUACAAGCAUACAUAUGUAAAUUUCGGUACAUCUAUCUAUCUAUUUAUAUAACUAUGUAUCUAAUAUCGGUCGAUCGAUCUAUAUCCUUCAUUUCAUAUCUAUCUAUCUAUCUAUCUAUCUAUCUAUCUAUUACCCACUUUUCAUAUCUAUCUAUUUAUUUCUCUCUGUUCAUAUCUAUCUAUCUAUCUCUUUUCAUAUCUGUUUACUAUUUAUCUAUCUCCCUCUUUUCAUAUCUAUCUAUAUCUAUCUAUCUAUCUAUCUCUGUUCAUAUCUACCUAUCUCUUUUCAUAUCUGUUUACUAUUUACCUCUCUUCCUCUUUUCAUAUCUAUCUAUCUAUCUAUCUAUCUUCAUAUCUACCUAUCUCUUUUCAUAUCUGUUUACUAUUUACCUCUCUUCCUCUUUUCAUAUCUAUCUAUCUAUCUAUCUAUCUAUCUAUCUAUGUUCAUAUCUACCUAUCUCUUUUCAUAUCUGUUUACUAUUUACCUCUCUUCCUCUUUUCAUAUCUAUCUAUCUAUCUAUCUAUGUUCAUAUCUACCUAUCUCUUUUCAUAUCUGUUUACUAUUUACCUCUCUUCCUCUUUUCAUAUCUAUCUAUCUAUCUAUCUAUCUAUCUAUUUCUCUCUCUGUUCAUAUCUAUCUAUCUAUCUCUUUUCAUAUCUUUUGUUUUCUAUCUGUCUAUUUCAUUUUGUAUCUAUCUAUCUAUCUAUCUAUCUAUCUAUUGCCAUAUUUAUUCUUCAUUAACUAUCUAUCGUCCUAUGAUAUCACUCAUAUCGUAUUUAUCCAGAGACUGA
Molecule: messenger RNA, 1062 nt
Organism: Acanthosepion pharaonis
Lineage: Eukaryota; Metazoa; Mollusca; Cephalopoda; Sepiida; Sepiidae
Source: the annotation of a GenBank genome assembly